AUGUCGCGCACGAGCCCUGCGGCUCUUGAGUUGCAGAGAUCCGUCGUGAGGGAGCGCUCUGGAGGGCGAAUUUCCGUGGAGCUGGAAGUGAUCCAUGACAUCGGCCGACGGAGUCCCAAGGUUUGGGAUCUUCCUUGCGAGGAGGAACUCCUGAAGCUCCAACGUGCGAGUGGAUUCGACCAGUCCUCUCCAAAGUUGCUACGAUGUGGAAGAGCAGUUUGGGACCGCUUCGCUUCCGCCUUGGAGGUGGCCAUGCUGCGCAGCUAUGCUGUGAAGGCCUUUGAAGGCCUUCAUCAUCGAGGAGCUGAAGUAUCUCUCGUCCUUCCUUUUCACAGGACCUGUGGAAGUGCCCUGCACUUCAGCACUUUGCAGCACCAAAUCAGAGCACGUCUGAUGUUUUUUUCCCUGACUUCUGCAUGA
This is a messenger RNA of Cladocopium goreaui, 420 nucleotides long. The record is from the annotation of a GenBank genome assembly. NCBI's taxonomy places the organism in Eukaryota, Dinophyceae, Suessiales, Symbiodiniaceae.